Molecule: messenger RNA, 2106 nt
Organism: Hyaloperonospora brassicae
Lineage: Eukaryota; Oomycota; Peronosporomycetes; Peronosporales; Peronosporaceae
Source: the annotation of a GenBank genome assembly
AUGCUCGUUGCUAGUGCUGGAGACGACGACGGGUCGAACGGCGGAGAAAGUGGUGGCGACAGUAGUGGUAAUAGCGGGUUACCAGCACACGAGCGCUGCAGCCGAUCGACUGCAGCUGGACGCAAUGACCAUUUGACACGUCAAAAACACGGUCAACUGACCAUUGACGGCGUGUGUACGGAUGCCGAAACGGGUGAGCUUCGUGCAGCUUCGAAAGGUGAUGAACAAACCAGAGGUCAGCUGUCCGGAGUGCAGGACACUUGUUCCGAAAAGGAGCACAGUGCUCUGACGCGUGCGUUCUUGCAAUACGGAAGUCUCCAGUCCGAGCCAAAAAGUCAUGGCGCUACUGCAGGGUCCAAUGCCAGACAGCUGCAGUCAGGUCUGCACCAAUUCCAGAGUUCACAUGGAGCAGGGAACAACGUCAAGAAGAAGUUGAAUAGCCUGCAGGAUGCUGCUUACUGGAGGGUGCGGACCUCGCAGUCUACAUCGGACGAGUCUGGUGACGAUUCGGAGACAUCGUCGAGUUCGUACAGCUCAUCAGGCAGUCCCGUGAAGACAGCGACGAUUCCGAUCCGCUCGUUAUCGUUUUCGGUUGCGGAUCGAGUAGAGUCGCAGCUUCUGGUCCCGAGUCAGCCGCGCAGAACGCGCGAGGAACUUCCGCUGCUUGGACCACUCGCUCGAAGCUUCGACCCGGAUAUUGAGUCGAGGGGUCUACUUGCCGAGUUCAAGCGCGAGGCAUGUGUCGACACGAAGGCGGAAGUGUGGAAGCUGCUGACGUUGGCGUACCCCGUCACGUUGGCGUACGUGUUGGAGUUUACGCCUGAGCUGGUGAGCAUGACGUUGGUUGGCCACUUGGAUUCGCCAUUGACGAAACAGUAUCUGGAUGGUGUGGCGCUCUCGACUAUGUGUAUGAAUCUGACUGCAAUUGGAGUCGGCUUCGGUCUCGCCACAGCCAUGGACACGCUAUGUUCGCAAGCGUAUGGCGCUGGGAAGUCGCAGAAACUCGGCAUCUACCUCCAGAGUGGCUUGAUUGUGCUGGGGUUGGCACUGAUUCCUGUUUUGGCGAUCAACUGGUAUACGGAAGCCAUUCUGCUCCUGAUCGGUCAACCGGCGCAAGUGGCGAAGUUUGCUGGACGCUUCAGUCGGAUCCUGCUUGCUGGGAUUCCAGCCAUGUACGUCUACGAGAUGGUGAAGAAGGUGAUGCAAGCCCAGAAUGUCGUGCUGCCUAUGGUGUACAUCGCUGUGAUCAGCAACCUCGUCAAUCUGCUUCUGGGCGUCUACCUCACGUUCUUCACGUCGCUGGGGUUCGAUGGUGCAGCCAUCGCGCGCUUGUUGUCCCAAGUGGUGCUCCCGCUGUGUUUCAUCCCGUAUUUCAUCAGCGACCCGCAUCUUUCCACCGAGUGGUGGCCCGGCUGGCAACUGCAAGAAGCGGUACGUCAUCUCAGCACCUUUUUGCGGCUUGGUCUACCAGGCGCUGCCAUGAUGUUGCUGGAGUGGUGGUCGUUUGAAAUCAUGGCGGCUUUCGUGGGCUUGUUGCCUCACAGUGUCGUUGCUAUCAGCGUGCAUUCGGUCUUGGUGAACGUGUCGACGUUUGCGUUCAACUUUUUCCUGGGCAUUUCCGUGGCAGCUAAUGUCCUUGUGGGCAACUACACUGGCAGCAACAAACCACUUCACGCCAAGACGGCAUCGACUGUGGGCAUGAUACUAUCCGUGUCGUUGUCGGCAGUGAUUGCUGUGCUCGUGAUCGCGACGCGGUAUGCGAUCCCCGAGAUCUUCAUCAAUGACGCUGCAUCCAUUGCAAUGGCAGGGCACGCACUGCUCGUUCUCAUGCCGUAUCAGAUGUGCGAUGCGAUGAACGCAGUGAUGCAAGGGGUGUUUCGCGGCACGGGACGGCUCAUGCUUGGCGCUUACAUCAAUCUGUUUGCGUACUUUGUCGUCGGUCUCCCCUUUGGCGUGUACCUCGCGUUUCGGAUGGACAUGGGCGUGGAAGGCUUGUGGCUCGGCCUCACUGCCGGCAUCUUCGUUGGCUGUGUCGUGUCGCUCGGCAAGAUCUACGGGACCAAUUGGACGAGCAUGGCGGAGGCUGCGCGCGUGCGCACGGGCUGA